This is a messenger RNA of Dacryopinax primogenitus, 1821 nucleotides long. RefSeq lists its product as uncharacterized. Lineage: Eukaryota; Fungi; Basidiomycota; Dacrymycetes; Dacrymycetales; Dacrymycetaceae. The record is from RefSeq and is a predicted model, not a curated record. The transcript is spliced from 4 exons. Bases 1 to 1821 code for a protein of 606 amino acids.
AUGGCGCUCAAACCGGUUCAGGCAGAGCAGCAUCAAGCACCGUCAAUUCCACCAACAUCGCCUGCGACCUCGUGCAGUCGUCAGCAAGUCUACUCGCCUGCAGCUUAUGCUGCCUACUAUGCAUCUCAGCUAGGCCCGUCGACGUCCACAGCGACGCUAGGAAAUGCAGCUGUGACCACUGCCUCCGAGACCACCACCACAAAACGAAAAGCCCACGAACUACCAGAGGAUGAAGCAACAAGAAGGAAGCGAAUAGCACGAGAAGAAGAUGCUCUCCUGAUGCGAGAGGCGGCUCACAGGGUAGCCCAGUCCAUUCUGGCCGAUCAACUCAUAGUGACAUACCCAGACUACAAGACACCCUUUCGGGAUUCUGCUGAUGUUGUCCAACGACUGCUCCCCUACCACAUAUUUCAACAGCCAGAUGACGACCUGUUGCCAACAAGGAAACGGAACAAAAGGGGGAAAGAAAUAGAGGUUACCGCGAGAAAGUUUCCACAGCAGAAUAUCGACAAUUUCAAGACUUUGAUUGGACAGUUGAAGCGGCGAAGGUCGCUACAACAGCGAUUUCAUAGCAUGAGGACGAAAGAUGCGAAGCGUGAAUCCCACCCGGAACAACUGUAUCAGAUUCAGUAUCUUCUCGCAGAGGAUGACCGCCGAUACAAUGCUCUACUCAACGCAGAAAUCCGCAACACGCGAGAUCAACUGGCACAGAUGGAGAAAGAUGCACGAGAGAAGGAAAAGGAACAGGCAGAAACAAGGAAAGCUUACCAGGCAUAUUCGGCUCAGAUUUCGGCUCAGGUCUCCACAUCAGCACAAUUACCUGCAAGUAACCCGCCGCCGAAUCCGUAUGCGGCUUACACCGCCGCUGCUGGCACGACGGUGACGAACAGCGGGAAUACCCAACAGCUGGUUCAUUCUGCGGAUUACCGCACUGCGUACAUGCAGUAUGCUCAAGCAUGGGCAGCAUGGGCACAGGCACAAGCUGCCCAGCACCGUACUGGAACCACUUCUACACCACAUCCUGCUGCGACACCUGCCUAUCUCUACGCUGCCGCCACUCCGCCGCCUGCUUCUUCAGCCCCCUUAGCCACGGCUUCUGUAGGUUCUCAGUCACCCCCCGUUACAUCUAUGUCAGGAACACCCACUGCGGCGAAGGCCGUAUUUUCUUCUGUGGAGACAAUUCAACCAAGGCCCCUGCUUGCUGCAGCGACCACUUCUGCAGCGACACCUGCUACCUUUCCCGCGUCGGUCACUCGCUCGGUUCCAACGCACCCCAUUCCUUUGCAAAUACCUCUCUCAGUAGUUCCAGCAUUCGAAUCCCUUGGAAUACGUUUGGUUCCUAUCACAGAAACAGCGUCUAUGACGGACAGCCCACCCGCAGGCAUUCUCGUUGGCUCUCGAGAAAAUGAUCAACUGCUAGACAUCACUAUCAACCUGAGUCUUCUCGAUCCCACCCAGCUCAGUGGCUUGGCUGCAGUGCUCAACUUGCUCAAGACGAGUGGAGUCAGUCUGCAGGCAACCACCACCACCACCACCACCACCAUGAUGCCGAAUGCUGAACCUGCAACUGCCGACCCUGUGGCUGCACCUGCCAACACGACUGCCUCUCGUCUACCCAACAGUGUUUCCCAGAACCCUCUGGCUGGUUAUUACGCAUGCUAUCAAUACUAUCAACCCACAACCCCUCUGGGAACAUCUACCAUACCGCCGCCCGCAACCAUUUCACAACAACCAGCGGUAGUCAUAUCAACAAUCCCCAGUGGAAGUGAAAAUAUAUCUGCGGUCGAUCCAACGGCGAACAACAAUGCUAGGGACAAAUGA